Molecule: messenger RNA, 855 nt
Organism: Clonostachys rhizophaga
Lineage: Eukaryota; Fungi; Ascomycota; Sordariomycetes; Hypocreales; Bionectriaceae
Source: the annotation of a GenBank genome assembly
AUGGAGGGCUCGACUACAACGACCUGCUUUGACGUUGUCAUUGUUGGCGCGGGAAUGUCCGGCAUCAACGCUGCCUAUCGAGUGCAGAACGAGACAUCCGCAGGCACGAACUACGUUAUUCUAGAAAGCCGAGACGCUCUUGGGGGGACAUGGGAUCUCUUUCGAUAUCCGGGCCUUCGCUCCGACUCCGACAUGUUCACAUUCGGGCUGCCCUGGGAUCCAUGGAACCAGCCCCGGUCAAUGGCCAGCGGGCAGGACAUAAAGAACUACAUGAGCGAAGCCGCCCAGAGAUCUGGAAUAGCUAGCAAAAUCCGCUAUGGCCACACCGUCACAGCGGCUAGCUGGAAAUCAAAGACGAUGAAUUGGGAGUUAGAAGUCUCUGUGGCUGGCAAAGACGAGCCUAUUAUCCUCAAGGCCAAGUUCGCGCUCCUCGGGACUGGCUACUAUAAUUAUAAAACGCCGCUUCAAGCACAUAUUCCUGGGAUCGACAACUUUGGGGGUGAAGUCAUCCACCCGCAGUUCUGGCCCAAAGCCUACGACUAUCCUGGCAAAAAUAUUGUCAUCAUCGGGAGCGGAGCCACAGCCGUGACGCUUGUUCCGUCCGUUGCGGACAAGGCAGAGCGAGUCACAAUGCUUCAGAGAAGCCCGACAUAUAUCCUCGCAUUAUUGGACACGCACUUCAUCAUAAGUUUUCUCUUCGCCGCUCUACCGAAGUCAGGUGCGUCGUCUAUUUUGUGGUUCGUGUACCUCUUGGGCAGUGUUCUCUCCAAUCUUUUUUGCGAGCUAUCACCCGAACUCGCUAAGCUUUUCAUCAAAGCGGUCACACUCCGGCAGCUGCCGUCUGAAAUCAAAUGA